Culicoides brevitarsis is the source of this 1750-nucleotide messenger RNA. RefSeq names its product NADPH:adrenodoxin oxidoreductase, mitochondrial (gene dare). Gene Ontology annotation, cellular component: mitochondrion. The transcript is spliced from 2 exons. Bases 39 to 1487 code for a protein of 482 amino acids. Gene Ontology annotation, biological process: ubiquinone biosynthetic process. Lineage: Eukaryota; Metazoa; Arthropoda; Insecta; Diptera; Ceratopogonidae. The record is from RefSeq and is a predicted model, not a curated record.
UUCAUCUUUGAAUUUCUUGAAUUAAAUUGUUGGAAAAAAUGUUAAAUACCCGAAUUGGAGCUGUUUUAAAGAAAUCUUGCAUCAAAAACUUUCUGAGAUUUCAUUCUUCAGACGUGACAAAGAAGAAAAUUUGUAUUGUUGGGGCAGGACCUGCUGGAUUCUAUGCUGCGAGAUACAUUGUGAAGCAUCUGGAUCAUUCCUACGUUGAUAUUAUCGAGAAAUUGCCUGUUCCCUAUGGGUUGGUACGCUUUGGCGUCGCUCCGGAUCAUCCAGAAGUGAAAAAUGUCAUAAACACCUUCAAGCAAACGGGCGAAAAUUCAAGAGUCAAGUUCUAUGGGAACAUUUCUUUGGGCACGGAUGUCACUUUGAAGCAGUUGCAAGAGAAUUAUCAUGCCGUUUUGUUGGCUUACGGAGCAGAUAAAGACCGAAAAUUUGGUUUAGAAAACGAAAACCUUCCGAACGUGAUAUCAGCUCGAGAUUUUGUUGCAUGGUACAACGGUUUGCCGGGCGCUCAACACUUGAAUCCCAAUUUAGACAUCGAAUCUGUGACACUUUUAGGGCAGGGAAAUGUCGCAAUUGAUGUUGCACGAAUUCUCUUAUCGCCGAUUGAUCAGCUACGGAAGACAGAUAUCACGUCAUUCGCUUUGGAAGCACUUAGCAACAGUCGAGUGCGGAAAAUUCAUCUUGUUGGGCGACGAGGACCUUUGCAGGCUGCCUUCACGAUUAAAGAACUCCGUGAAAUGCUGAAACUCGAGAAUGUUGACACAAAAUGGCGCGUUGAUGACUUUGCGGGAGUUGCUGAAGUGGUCCCGAAAUUGCAAAGACCUCGAAAACGCAUCACAGAAUUAAUGUUGAAAAGUUUAGAGGAACAAAAAUCAGGCGCUGAAAAAGAAUUUUUGCCAAUUUUUUAUCGAUCGCCUGUGAAAUUCAACGCAAAAGAUGGAAAAGUUGAGUCCAUUGAAUAUGCAAUCAAUAAAUUGGAGAACGAAAAGGCAGUCAGCACGGAAGGGAGAGAAACAAUUGAUGUUGGAUUAGUUUGUCGCAGUAUCGGAUAUCGAUCAGAAUCGUUAGAUGAAGACAUAAAUUUCAACGAAAAAGGAGGAUUUGUGAACAAUAUCGCAGGACGAGUACUUAAAAAAUCAUCAAAUCAGACCUCAUCCGACUUGACAAUCGACAGUUUCGAAGAUAAAUUCGAAAAUGGGUUGUAUGUGACGGGAUGGCUUGGCACGGGACCCACAGGAGUUAUUUUAUCGACAAUGAAUUCGUCAUUUUCUGUCGCAGAAGCCAUUUGUCAGGACUUUAAAAUGGAUGUCAUUAGGACUGUGAGAGAAAACAAACCAGGAAUUAACUUUAAUAAGAUGCGAAGUGUGACGUGGAAGGCGUGGGAAAGCAUUGACGAAGCUGAAGUUGAGAGAGGAACGAAAGUUGGGAAGCCUCGAGAGAAAAUUGUGGAUGUUGAGGAGAUGUUAAAGGUAGCGGGAGUUUAAAUGUGUUACGAAAAGGUCAAAAUUUUGAAGUUUUUUGAUCGCUUUUGUAUAAAAAGUCUCAAAUUUGAUGAUUUUUUAAAAUUUUCAGGGAAUUUUGAGAGCUUUUUAAUACAAAUUUCAUUCAAAAUCAACUUUCAAUACCCAAAAAGAGACAAAAUUUAGACCUUAAAAGACAUUAUCGCAUAAUUGUUGUUAGCUUUUAAGGAUAAUCAAUCAACUGGCUUCCAUUAAAGUGUUAAAAAUUUAUUUAUACAAUUCAUCAG